Molecule: messenger RNA, 1569 nt
Organism: Aspergillus homomorphus CBS 101889
Lineage: Eukaryota; Fungi; Ascomycota; Eurotiomycetes; Eurotiales; Aspergillaceae
Product: S-adenosyl-L-methionine-dependent methyltransferase
Exons: 5
Coding region: 261-1520 (419 amino acids)
Molecular function (GO): O-methyltransferase activity
Source: RefSeq, a predicted model, not a curated record
CUUUAUCAGACUACUGCUGGAUUCGUUAUAUCGCGUGCGUGGCCUCCCAUGUCCCCAUGUCAGUCUAAUGUUAGGUUUAGAUUGGCUGCUAGUUCAGGGGAAGGCCAUCACGAUCAGUCUCCCAACCAUAGAUAUUUAGCACUUAUAAUGCGAGGAGAUUUUCCCCCGCAUCAUGGGCUCUUCGCUUCAUCCUUAAACUUCUUUACCACUUGCCACAUACUAAGGCAGCUUUCGCGUCUGCACAUAACUCGAGUCUCAGCAUGCCUCACAUGAACGGCUCUAGCAAUGGGGACGCCAUUGAUGUGGCCAAGCUUGCUAUCUCCCCAAACCUUCCCAGCCAGGUUCCUUCAUUGCUCGAUCAAAUCCAUUCCGAGGGUGCAGAGUACCUGAGCACAAACCCCGAGGCUCGACUGAAACUACUCGAAUCGGCAAGAUCACUAGUCCAUGCUCUGGAAACGCCUCGCGAGGCAAUUCUCAGACACUGUUGGUCCGAGUUCACGAGCUACGCUGCAAUAGAGACCGGCGUUGAUAUCGGUCUUUUCACUGCCAUGGGCACAAACGACAAGCCCAAGUCUGUAGCACAGCUAGCGCAGGCGACGGGUGUAGACCCGGUGUUGCUUGGCCGUCUGAUGAAACACCUCGCCGCGAUGGGCGUCAUCCUCGAGACCGGAAAAGACGAGUACAGCCCAAACGGACUAUCCAAAACCCUGACGGUGGAAAGAUACAGCGACGCAUUCCCACUCAUGUCCACCCGCUUCAACCAAGGCUUCCUCGCCCUUCCCGCCUUCCUCAAGAAACACGCCUACCGCAACCCCACCAGCUUCACCGACACGGCCUUCAACAUAGGCUACAACACGACCCUAACCUUCUUCGAGCACGUCCAACUCGAGCCGGACACCGCACGCCGUUUCAACAACCACAUGGGCGUCUACGCACAGGGCCGGCCCCGCUGGAUGGACCCCGGCUUCUACCCGGUUCAGGAGGAGCUCAUCGACCCGGUAGCCCAGACAAUCACCGACGACGAUGUACUGCUGGUAGACGUGGGCGGCAGCUUCGGCCAUGACAUCGCGGACUUCCGCCGUAAGUGGCCCCUUGCGCCUGGCCGGUUGGUGCUGCAAGAUCUGCCUGAGGUGGUGGCUUCUGUGCCGGAUUUGCAUCCUUCUAUCCAGGUGGUGGGGUAUAAUUUCUUUACGGAGCAGAAAGUUAAAGGGGCUCGCGCGUACUACCUGCACUCGAUCCUGCAUGACUGGCCCGAUGAUACCUGUCGGAGGAUCCUGGCGAAUCUCGUCGCGGCGAUGACGCCUGGGUAUAGCAAGUUGCUGGUUAAUGAGAAUGUGAUUCCGGAUACCGGGGCGUAUUGGGAGACCACGAGUUUGGAUCUCAUUAUGAUGAGUGUUGGGUCUGGGGAGCGCACGGAGGGCCAGUGGCGGGGUCUUUUGGAGUCGGCUGGGUUGAGGAUUGUGAAGAUUUGGGCUGCGCAGAGGGGUGUGGAGAGCUUGAUUGAGUGUGAGUUGGUUUGAUUAGUAUUCAAACAGAAAUGGGAAGUAGGGGUGUGGAGUUUGAGGGAGC